CGAAGUAUCGUAUAAUACAUAAGUUUUAUGAUAAAAGACUGAUAAAUUUACAACAAUGAAUAAUCAUUUCAAGAAUUGUUCCCCAAAAAAGAACUUAACGUCUAUUGAUUUCAAGUUUUUUGACUUUCUAAGUAAAUAAAAGAAUCUACCUCAAAAUACAACAACUCUACCAGUUAAAUUUCUAUAAGGAUGUACUCGUUGUUUGUUUGGAUGAUGAUUGCACAUAAUUUUUAGAUAACUUUUUCAUUUAUCACACAUUUGGUCAAUGGUCAAUGAACACGAAUAUCAACAAAGAGGUUAUAAAGUACAACAACCCACGAUUAAAACAUUCGUAGUACAACAAAAUUAUUGCUGCAGAAAAUGGUUUCAAAAAUUGUACUCUUAUUAAUGCCGUUGUUUGGAAGUGUGUUCCUGAACCCUAGUGACACUGACGACUUUUCUGUGGUUUCUACUAGCAAAAGCCCACCAAAAUUUGACACCAUCGUAAACGACCCUUUCUUUGUACGAGUGGAAUUACCGUUAGAAAUGCGCACUAUACUUGACGCAUAAAGAAUCCGUAAAUAACCUGCAAAACAUAAAGCGGGAAAUUAUCGAAGUGGUCGAAAACGUGGUAGAAAACAAAAUCAGUAUUUACGACGCAGGCCUAAAAGAACAAUUAUCGCAAACAAAGACCGAAAUCGUGUCAGAAACGAAAGAAAAUGUUAAACGAGAAUUAACCGAGGCAAAGAAUGAGAUAACGAUCCAGAUGAACGCCGUAAAAGAAUCGGGAUUUACGCUUUAUUCUAUCAUCGAAAAGAAACUCACAGAAACAAAAAAUGAAGUACUUGAUGAAAUGAGCAACCAAAGAGAAUCAACGAAGUUAGUUUUUUCCGAAAGCGAAAAACACAUUACCGGAAUAGAAUCAUACGUGCAAACACACUUCACCAACCUGGAAAAUCAGUUAAAAGAAACAAAGCAACAAAUUGUGGCUGAAACAAAAGAAAAUGUUAGAUUGCAAGUAAUAGAGGCGAAAAAUGAAAUCCAAGAAGUAGAAACCGCGCUUCAAACCAAAUUCAAAAUUUAUGAUACAGAAAUAAAAAAUGAAUUGGAUAAAGCUAAAAAGGAAAUCGUCACUGCAUCUGAACAGCAGCUAAGUCUAGCAAAGGAUGAAAUAUUUAAUAGAAUAGCGUCUUCAGUAAUAUCGACAAAAUUAGCCAUGGUUUCCCAAAACGAAAAACAACUAGAAGUAAUACAGUCAAAUCUGCAAAUUCAUUUUGAAAAAAUGAAGAACGAAAUUAGCGCACUUUUAAAUUUUAAAGAGAUUAAAAAUCAGCUUAGAAAAACGCAGGUAAAAAUUAUUACUGAAAUUCAGGAAUGUAAGACGGUACCAAGUGACUGUAGAGAAAUUCAGAGGAAAGGAUACAAAAGUUCUGGUAUUUAUCGCAUCCAGCCAAUGAUUUCCUUGGAAAAUUUUUUGGUUUGUUGUGACAUGUCAACUAGAGGAGGUGGUUGGACUUACGUUCUGAAUAGAUUCGACGGUUCCCAAAAUUUUUAUUUAAACUGGACUGACUAUAAGCAAGGUUUUGGUAAUCUUUCAGGAGAACACUGGUUGGGUUUGGAUCAUCUUUACCAAUUGACGAACAGCAAACCUACCGAGUUGUUAUUCGAACUAAUGGACUGGGACUCAAAAACGGUUAAUGCUUUAUAUAACAGGUUUCAAAUUGGCAACGAAACCGAACGCUAUCAGAUAAAAACUUUGGGAUUGUACGAUGGAAAUGCUGGAGAUUCUUUCGACUCGCACGAUGGUUCAAAAUUUAGUACCGCCGAUAAUGACCAUAGUUCCACCGGCACCUGUGCCUCUAGUUUUGAGGGUGGCUGGUGGUACACGAGUUGUCUUCAGGUAGAUCUUAGUGGAAAAUAUAUAAAAAACCCUACACCUGGAACAUCCUAUCAGUCAGCAAUAAACUGGAAUGAAUUUCAUGGCUACAACUAUAGUCUCAAAGAAGCAAGAAUGAUGAUCAGAACUAUUUAAGUUAAUUUGUCCAAACACAACUAAUUCUUGGUUUUUGCAUUUUGAAUAAAAAAUUAAUUCAAUUGAAAA
Messenger RNA from Zophobas morio, 2080 nucleotides. Its product is annotated as ficolin-1-like. The transcript has 4 exons. The record is from RefSeq and is a predicted model, not a curated record. Lineage: Eukaryota; Metazoa; Arthropoda; Insecta; Coleoptera; Tenebrionidae. Bases 746 to 2011 code for a protein of 421 amino acids.